AUGUGUCAGCCAGGGUACAGCGGUGUUACGUGCAACAUUGACGCUGAUCCUUGUAGUACAAACCCAUGUGCGGGCGUAGCAAGAUGCCAGUCUACAGUAACAGAGUAUAUCUGUCAGUGUGAACAGGGUAAAAUAUUCACCGGAAACCAGUGCAGAGAUGAUCCCACAAGACCGGUCAUUCUUGUUAACAAUUUAAAUGGUGUACUUGAGCCGCCAACCCUACAAACACCAUUCCGUUGGACCACCAAAACUAUUUCAAUAAUGUUAAGGAUCAGAGUGCACGCUAGUUCUGACGAUGAAUCGGCGUGUUUGUUGAAUAUCUACGUGCAAAAUUCAUUAUAUCCAAACUAUCAGGAUUAUAUGUACUGGAUAACCGUUAGUCGCGGAGGAAUUUGGGUUAAAAAUGACAUGUCUUCCUGGGAAGGUGUCACGUUUAACGAAGAUUUUGGCAGUGAACUAGGGGAUGGGAGUUGGCAUCAUUUGGGUAUUGCAAUAGAUGAAAAUGGCAUGUUGUCGGCCACUUUAGAUGCUAUCACGAUCGACGAUGCUGUUGAGGUUCUAUCCCCUCCGGCGGGGGAAAAGAACGUGCAGAUAUAUCUAGGCUAUUUGAAUUUAGCCGAAUAUCAGGAUGUAUCUGUAUGGGACGUAACUUUAACAAACAGCGAUUUUGCACGAGCGUCUGUUGAUAUUCAACCAUCUGUAAAUCAUGUACAAGGAUGGUGGAACUAUGACCUUAUGACCUCAGGGAUGCGUCUGAUAGAACCGUUGCCUGAUAAUCUUUUAGACGAUCCGAAUUUACACUUCCCGCAGCUGAACUGUGAUGGUUUUGAAAACAUAAUGCAUGUGUCUGCUGAAAGAGUUGUAGACAGGGAUACAUUUGUCGGCAAGAUUGAGGAGGUCAAAGAAAACACCAAUGAAACUCUCACUUUCAAACACUCACUUCCACCAAGUUUGACAUGGGGAUUCUAUGAAACAGUAAUUGUCGGUUUGAAUAGUAACACCAUCAACUACGGAGAAUGCAGAGUGCAACUUGUGGUAAAAUACAACGACGAAUGUCCAGCAGCUCAGUCAGACAACACCCGGACUGAAGUAUGUCCUUCAGGUGCAGACGCCGUGUGUGAUCUCGCGUGUUUAGAACCAAAUGAAGCACUUUUUGCACCUGUUCCUAAGUAUAUCUCUUGUGGAACGCUUGGCGUAUGGGAUACAAGAAAACCGUAUGAUGAUCUCGUCCUUCCGGGAUGUACAAUCAGUGGAGACCCAAAAUAUGCAGUCACAAGCGUGAUGGGAUUUGAAACAGUGAUUUCUUGUGGAAAGUUGGACAUACACACUAAAGUAACUGAUAGAUUGGACGAUGUGUUAACAAACGAUAUAAACGGCUUCAAAUGGAUGGGACUUUGCACUGGUGACAUGUGCGAUAACCUUGCAAUCACAAAAGCAGCCUGUAUCGGCAAUUCAAAUAUAUUUGAAGUUGGAUUUACCCUUACAUAUGCAAGGCUAAUGAAAAAAGGCAUGUUUCAUCACCAUGAAAAUCUCUCUUAA
Messenger RNA from Mya arenaria, 1539 nucleotides. RefSeq lists its product as uncharacterized. Gene Ontology annotation, cellular component: protein-containing complex; plasma membrane. The coding region runs from base 1 to 1539 and encodes 512 amino acids. Lineage: Eukaryota; Metazoa; Mollusca; Bivalvia; Myida; Myidae. Gene Ontology annotation, biological process: heterophilic cell-cell adhesion; establishment or maintenance of epithelial cell apical/basal polarity. The record is from RefSeq and is a predicted model, not a curated record. The transcript has 10 exons.